Closterium sp. Naga37s-1 is the source of this 1299-nucleotide messenger RNA. The record is from the annotation of a GenBank genome assembly. Lineage: Eukaryota; Viridiplantae; Streptophyta; Zygnematophyceae; Desmidiales; Closteriaceae.
AUGGCAACGGCCUUAGCAAGAGAGAGAUCUGAUCAACGACGGAACUGGUGGAGCUCGUUCAAUUCGCGUUGGAGGAGUAGCGAAUCGAGUACAAGCGCGGACGACGAGGGUGCUCCUAGAGAAGCGCGACUCGCCGAGGAUGGGACGGAAGGCGGAAGGGACGAAGAAGGGAACGGGGGAGAGGGAGAGGAGGGGGAGGGGGAGGAAAGGCAGGGCGGGGAGGAGGAAUACGCAGGAGAGGAGGAAGAAGAGCAGGGUAACGGGGAGGCGGAAGGCGACGCGGAAGGGGAGUGGGAUGAGGGAGGGGAGAGCGAUGACGAAGGGCAGUGGGACGAGGAGGAGGGUGAUGAGGAGGGUGAAUGGGGAGGGGAUGCGCUUGGAGGAAUGAGCGCGGAGGACCUAGAGGGACUUUGGCGGGCGGGAGACGAGGCGGCGGAAGGGGAAGGGGACUGGGAGGGGGAAGGGGAAGGGGAGUGGGAAGGGGAGGGGGAGGGGGAAGGGGAAGGGGAGGGGGAGGGGGAAGGAGGAAAGGGCCGGGACCAAGAAUGGGGCACGCGGAGGGGGGAUGAGGGGGAAAUUGGCGCGCAGGGCUGGGCGCGGCCGGAAGCAGCGGAUGACGUGGCGGAAACGGCGGAAGCGGCGGAAGCCGAGGCGGACGGCCGCGCGGACAGGGAGGGGAGCGGAGAGCGUCGAACGGACAGAUCUGGAUCCAGUGAUGAGUCUAACGAACUGCUUGUGACAACAACGAGUGCAGCGCAGACGCAAUGGACGAGCGAUCUCGCCCAGCGAUCCUCGCAGCGCUCCCUCAUCGCAGUCGCCGACGCCGUUAGGAGCGGUCGUGCCGUCGCCACAUUCAUUUACGACGUUGCAUACGUUCCAACAAACAACACCGCAAAUCGUACUGUUCCCGCGCCACCACCGCCUUGCCCUUCCCCCCCUUCACAAAUCCCCCCCUCGCCCCCUCCCCCUGGUACUCCUUCCCCCACAAUCUCCCCCUCCUCCGCGCAAUCCCAACCCUGCAAUCCGCAAACUCCCCCCUCCCCCGGAAAUCCCUCCCCGCCCCCUCUCAUCUCCCCCUCCCCAACUCCCCCCACUAACAACUCGCCAGCAGGUGCCGGAGGUUCGGCAGCCGCCUCGACAGCAGGCUCGUCAGCGGGCUCGGCGCAGGGGAUUGGCUACGUAUUCCCAUCAUCCACCCCUUCGUGCUCCUCUGGCCCGUUUGUCUCCAUGCUCUUCAUUCCUCUCAAGCCCUCCUGCCCCAGUCCCCCCAACACAAGACAACUCACUGUAAUCACGUGA